UAGACUUGUGAUUUAUUCUUAUUCUAUAUAUUUGUUCUUCAUGUCAUAAUGGUUUUUGAUUAGUUGUUCUCUGCCUACUUGUAUCAAAAUUUGCUGUAGAGAUAGUGAUGUACUAAUGUACUGGUUUUACUUGUAUGAAAAGCAUUCUUAUGAUCUCCAGGAGCAAUUAUUAGCUUCAACCUAUAUAAGGGGUCAACAUUCUAAGCCAGAUCUGCUUAUUCAAUACAUGAUCCCUUGAUUAGGUACACCAUAUAUAGAUAUAGUUGCUCUGGCAAUUCAUCCUUAAAAGUUCUUCACAUCAGUCAUCCUCAGAAACUUGAGGCCUACCAUGCACCUACUAAUUGUGCCAACCCAUGGCAGAGAUGCCAUUUCAGAACCACAAAAUUUAGAAACUGUGAUUCAACCCCCAAGAUAGAAGGGUAUUGCUGUCAAAGUCUGAAUUCCCAAAUCAGUUUCUUAAACCCUACUUGUCCCACUCUGAGCUAUAAAAGCCAAACCAACCUUCCAUUAAGGUACCUCAUUAUCCCCCACUAUUGGACUGCAGCCCUUAGCUUGUACCCUGCAAAUUUACUUCCUCUUCUAUUAUAAGCCAUGGAGCUACCAAACCAAAACUUUCAGCUUUACCAGUAUGUCUUCCCCUCUCAUCUUGUUUAUCCAUAUCACUUAGCCCCAGAAAACUAUGUGCACUGGACUGAAACCCCAGAAACUCACAUUUUCUCAGCUGAUCUCCCUGGUGUGAGGAAGGAGGAGAUAAAGGUGGAAGUGGAGGACUCAAUAUACCUGAUAAUCAGAACACACAGACUUGAUGAUGGUGAUGGUGAUGAGUCUUCCACAGAGGCUAGGAGGACCUUCAUGAGAAAGUUUCGGCUUCCAAGUCAAGUCGACAUCGAGAGAAUCUCAGCUGGAUAUGAAGAUGGAAUCUUGACAAUCACAGUGCCAAGGUUGUUGAGGAGGAGUUUCUUCAUUGAACCAGCUGACAUGCCAAAAAGGCUUGAAGUUCUUGCAAGAGCUGCUUGAUUUUCAUAACUCAAAGAUUCAAACUAGCUAUUUCCUAUCAUGAUUAAUUAGAUGCUAAGAUUUAAUUGUUGGACUCCUUU
Messenger RNA from Fragaria vesca subsp. vesca, 1097 nucleotides. Its product is annotated as 15.4 kDa class V heat shock protein-like. Gene Ontology annotation, biological process: response to salt stress; protein complex oligomerization; response to hydrogen peroxide. The coding region runs from base 592 to 1017 and encodes 141 amino acids. Lineage: Eukaryota; Viridiplantae; Streptophyta; Magnoliopsida; Rosales; Rosaceae. The record is from RefSeq and is a predicted model, not a curated record. The transcript is spliced from 2 exons.